This is a messenger RNA of Pogona vitticeps (central bearded dragon), 3994 nucleotides long. The record is from RefSeq and is a predicted model, not a curated record. NCBI's taxonomy places the organism in Eukaryota, Metazoa, Chordata, Lepidosauria, Squamata, Agamidae.
CCCGGUGAACCGCCUCCAGGGAGCUCGGCGGCGCCUUCCCCCACCCGCCCAAGCGGCGCAGAAGAUAACGAAAUCGUGGGGAAAGCAGAAGAUUUGUUACCAUGCAAGAUUUGUGGGAGGACUUUUUUCCCAAAUGCAUUAAGAAAACAUGUCCCCAUUUGCCAAAAAUCUGCUAAUAGAAAAAGGAAAACAUUUGAUUCCAGCAGACAAAGAGCUGAAGGGACUGAUAUUCCGACCGUAAAACCUCUGAAGCCACGGCCAGAGCCCGCAAAGAAGCCAUCAAACUGGAGACGAAAGCAUGAGGAGCUCCUAGCAGCUAUACGAGCAGCCAAAGGAGUUGAUCAGGUUCUUAAAGAAGGUGGAAAACUUCCUCCUCCUCCACCACCUACAUAUGAUCCUGAUUAUAUCCAGUGCCCUUAUUGCCAGAGAAGAUUUAAUGAAAGUGCAGCUGACCGACACAUCAGUUUCUGCAAGGAGCAAGCAGCACGUAUUACUAAUAAAGGAAAAGUAGUUACUGAUAUUAAAGGGAAGCUUCCUACUCGAACACAGUACAAGCUGCCAGCAGUAAAGAAGAUGCCUUCCACUGGAAUAACACCACCUGCCUCAUCACGCUUACCCCAACCAAGUACACCUGCAAAUAAAAUACCAUCUCAAAGUGUGCCCAUGGGAAGCAAAAUCCAGAGUUCCUCUCCAGCUCAUAAAAAUUUGGCAAGGAAUAGCCCACAAUCAGGAGGGUCUCUGAAGUCACGGACAGUAGCACCUGGCAAUGCGACACGGAAUUCUACUAUUGGUAUGAUGGCAAACAAGAGAAAAGCACACAGUUCUGAAAGCUACUUGAACAGAACUGGAUAUGACAGUGGAGACUGUUCAUCUUCUGUCAACGGUGGAAGUUCAAAAAGCAGUGAGGGAAAUUCACCUGCACAGUUACCAAAAUUCUGCUAUGAAUGCGGCGCCAAAUACCCAGUUGAGUCUGCAAAAUUCUGCUGUGAAUGUGGAGUUCGGCGAAUGGUUUUGUGAAUGCCUUCUCUCCAGCAGGAUAAAAGAUAGCCAGCUUCUCUGAUUGCUGUGGCUGCAUGGAAAUCUGUGCUGCACCUUCCCACUGGUACUCGUGCUUAAACACCAUAAUAAUUUUCCAAGAGCAAUUCUUUUUGGUUGCAAAGUAAUUUAUAUAGGUAUAUAAAUGUAAUGUAUAUAAGUGGUAGGUCCCUAAAACUGUGCCAUUCAAGAAGGUUUUCUUGAGACACUGUUGGAAAUACCUUUAAUGGAUCAAAAUAUUGACUCAAGAAGUAGAAAUGAUUUUGUAAUCCUGUUUUGUAUUAUAGUUACAUAUUGUUCUCUUGCCAUUCACCCAUAAUGUUUGCCCUGGAUAUUUUGGUCUAAAGAAACUGUUCUGAUAUAUAAUUCAGCUUAAACUGAGAACAUUGACUGAUGGUCUUGUAAGUCAGCUGACCACUAGUUGAGUUGGUCCUUACAAAUUUUUAUUAACAAUUGAAAUAGCUUCAGUUCAGGUUAGCUGAUCCCUUUAACUGUAUUAUUCUAGCAGACUGGUUAGUGUUUUAGAACUGCAUCUAGAACCAUUACUAUGACAUUUGUAUGCGUAUUUCGCUCUUGGUGCCGUGUAAGAUUUCUUCUUGCCAUUUUUCACAUACCCUUUUAAAAUCAAAGUUUAAAUUCAACUCUUAGGAUUCUAGCUUCUUAUCUUCUCCUAACACAGCAAACAUAAAACAAGUGGAAAUGUAUGUCUGGUGUGGCCUCCCUUCUUUGCCCUUUCAUAGCAAUAUAAAUAGUUUUUAAUUGUGGUCACAGAAAAAUAAAUUUAAUGCUAGGUCUUCAAAUUCACUUUUUUGGGGGGCAGCAUCUUUGUUGCUGAAGCCAACACAAAAGCACUUGUUUCAAACAAAGCAUAGUACUAAAGCUCUUAACCUGCAUCACUUUUGUAUGUUUCCAUUUUCACAGCCAUUUUUUUCCUGUGAGUUAUAGAGAUGAGUUCUAUAAUAUUUAAUUGUGCCUUUCCCAAAAAGUAGCAUGCUCUUUUAAAGUUUCAAACUGCUGUUUUAAGCCAUUGUUGCUGCAAGUACAGUAUUAUUAAUUACAGUUUCAACUGUCAACAAGAUACUUGGCAACAUUUGCUCUCACAAUCAUUUUUACUUCAUCUUAAAGCUUAUAUUCAAUGUUUUUAAAAAAGAACACACCAUGUGACUAAUGGCAAGCAGAAAAACCUUUAUGUGAUCAUGUUCCUCCCCCUACCGCCUAGUACACUUGAUGAUGGCAAAUUGCAGCUCCUAAAUAGUUGGAAUUUAAAAGGUCAUUGGUGUGGACCUGUUUGUGGCUCCUGAAUCUUUCUUAACCAUUUUAAGUGUGGUGCCCCAAUUUUUUUCACCCAGUUUUAAUUCUAGAGAAUUGCCUGGUGCUCUGACUUUGUAUAAUGUCAGUGGAUGUAUCUGUAGUAGCUAUAUAUAAGAUAACUCAACCCAUACUAGAAGCAAGUGGCCAAGAUGUGUAUAGGGCAUGCACACAUUUCCUAUAUUUCUUUUUUGAUGCAUUCUAUCUGAAUAUAUUUAAAUCGUGGUAUCAUUUCAGUUUCUCUACCACUCAUAUUACAAAAUUUGCAUUCUAUACACAUACAUAGCAUUUAUAUUUCAAUUGUAGGAGGAUGGACAAAGUACAGAAUUCUAGUGGCUGCACCUUUGAAGUUUGGAUUUUUUGUUAGUCGGCCAAACAGAUUAUAUUGCUUCCUGAUAAAAACUCUAUGAGAUGUAUAGUAAGUCUAACAUAGGAAGAUUACUAUAUGAGUUGUUUUUGAAUCUGAAGUCAUCAUUUUAAGAUCAUAUUUGGGGUGAUUCUUUUAUAUGGGCUUGAGUGUAGUAGAAAUUUUUUUAUGGAUCCUAAACACUCAUGAAAAUUGACAUUAGUGGAAGACUUCAUCUCUUGUUCACCAUUUGGUUUCCAGAAAACUUUUCAGGCUUUUCAUUGCCAAGGAAACCAGGUGAAUCAACGUUAUUCCUAGCAUCUAUCCACACCUAGGAUGUAACUCAAAUAAUCAAUGUGAGUUUUGCCAUUAAUUUCAGAUAAAAGAGUGCACCCUUAAUUCAGGACAUCUGAUAGUCCAGAGAGGGUAUCACACCCAUUCCCAAGCCGCCCAUGCCGUCAAUAUUGUUUGUAUAUAUGAAAGCUAUUUAAAAUACAUGGUCUUUCUCAUAAUAAUUAUUGGCUAGAAUCCUGUAGAUGAUUUAUGCUUGCAUAAUUUUGUGAUGAGAAAUUGCUGCUCAUUAAUGCAGUGCUGCCAUGAUCUGGAUUGCACAGUUGGGCACUCAUUGUUAAUGAUAAGCAGUUUGCUGUCACAUUCUACAGAGCUUCCCACAUGGAAGUGUAAAUUGGCAAUAGAAUUCCAGUUAAUAUCUAAUUUGUUUCUCCUAUUAAAUAUUUGAACAUUAUGUUUAGCAGGUUACUUUAUAUUAUGCCAAUAAUAACCAUCACAGAAAGACAAGUUCAUUGCAUUAAGAUUUUGCUCAGGGUUGCUUCAUGUCACAGGGAUCAAUUUCCAUGUUUGAAAAAUGUCUGCUUUCAUAAAGAGAGUAGAGUGGCACAGUGAUCAUCAGUCUUUGCAUAUGAAAGGCUGAUGUAAAUUCAUUGAUGGAAAUUGAGCUACAUAUGCUUUGUUUCAAAUGUUAGGUAAUUCAUCGAGAGUUCACAAAUAUCUUCAUUCACCAAAGACCCAUUGUAUUUGUUAUAUAAAUGUUUUAUUUCUAUAGAUGCUUUGUUAUAGCCAACAAAUUAUUCUGAAUUCUUAUUGCAGCUGCUUGGAAACAUCACUAUAUUAUAUCCUUGGUUUUAGUUUCAUUCUUUUUUACUAGCAAUUCUAAUUUUUGUUCAAUAGUUAGUGGGGUUUUUUCUUUAUUCUGAAUGAUCAGUUCAUUUGCAAAUGCAGUUUGUAAAUGCUUGCUAAAUGUUAUCUAGUGCUUUGUUAACAAUAAAGCAAAUGUUGCAUACAGGA